UUUAGUUGUCAGUUUCAUAGUAACAAUUGCAGAAAUGGCUGAGUUGUUGUCGGUACCGUUAAAAAAAUCCACGGAUGUAGAUAUCGUGAAACCGCUGCGGAACCUAAUCCAGGCCACGUACAGCGGCGCCGGUGGCGCGGAUGACUACAAUGAAGCGCUGGCAGAGCUCGCGCGGAUGCGGUCCAACGCGAUCUGGAAGAUCUUCGACAAGACUUCUCUCGAUAUGAUCUACAGCUACUAUGACCAGCUGGUGUCGCUGGAAAGUAAGGUGCCACCGCAGGAGGUCCAGAUCCCUUUCAAGUGGAAAGAUGCCUUUGACCGCGGGUCUCUUUUCGGUGGCCGGAUUACUCUCACGGUGAGUUCGCUGGCGUACGAACGCGUGUGCGUGCUAUUCAAUAUGGCCGCGGCGCAGAGCACGCUGGCGGCGCAGCAGCCGCUCGACACCGAGGACUCGCUGAAGCUGGCCGCCAAGUUGCUGCAGCAAGCGGCCGGCAUCUUCGAAUAUUUGAAAGCUAACGUGCUGAUUGCGGUGCACCAAGAGCCGACCCCCGACUUGUCGGCCGACACGCUGUCGGCACUUUCGCUGCUGAUGCUGGCUCAAGCUCAAGAAGUCAUCGCCUACAAGUGCAUCCGCGACGAGAUGAAGGACUCCAUGGUGGCCAAGGUGUGCGCGCAGUGCGAGGAGCUGUACACGGACGCGCUGCGCUCGCUGCAGAAGCAGAGCCAGCUCUGGGACCGAGACUGGAUUCCCACGGUGACGGCGAAGCAGAUGGCGUUCCGCGGGCUGACGCAGCUGUACCAGGCGCUCGCGUGUCGCGCCAACCAGGCGGUGGGCGAGCAGAUCGCGCGGCUGCAGCUGGCCGUGGAGCAGCUGAAGGGCGCGUGCUCGCGGCUGGCGUCGUCCUCCGGCGCGCCGGCGCCGCUGGCCGAGGCGCUGGCGCGCGCGCAGCGGCAGCUGGCGGCGGCCGUCAAGGACAACGACUUCAUCUACCACGACCGCGUGCCCGAGGCGCAGCAGCUGGAGCCCGUGGCGCGCGCCGCCAUCGCCAAGGCGCUGCCGCCGCCCGAGCGCUGGGCCGGCGGCCGCGACCUGUUCGCGCAGCUGGUGCCGCUGGCCGUGCACCAGGCGCUGCAGGCCAGCGCCGCGCGCCGCACCGAGCUCGUCAACGCCGAGAUCGACAAGCUGCGCGAGGCCACGCAGCUGCUCAACAGCAUCCUGGCGUCGCUGUCGCUGCCCGCCUGCAUCGAGGCGCCGGCCGGCGGCGGCCUGCCCGCCUCCAUCCGCGACAAGGCGGCGGCCGUGCGCGGCGCCGGCGGCCUGCCCGAGCUGCGGCGGCUGAUGGCCGAGCUGCCCGAGCUGCUGCAGCGCAACAAGGACAUCCUGGACGAGGCCGAGCGGAUGCUGCGCGAGGAGGAGGAGGCCGACGCCGCCCUGCGCGCCCAGUUCGGCGCGCGCUGGACGCGCACCGACAGCGCCAAGCUCACCGAGGCCUUCCGCGCCAACGCCGCCAAGUACGCGCAGAUCAUCGACAACGCCGUGCGCGCCGACAACAUCGUGCAGCAGAAGUUCCAGCAGCACCGGGAGGCCAUCGCGCUGCUGGAGCGCGGCGACGGCGAGCUGCAGGCCGAGCUGCCGGCGGCGCCCGAGGACGCGGCGGGCGCGGAGGGCGCGGAGGAUAAAGAAGUAUGUAAAGACUAG
Hyposmocoma kahamanoa is the source of this 1699-nucleotide messenger RNA. It is a transcript of the gene ALiX, whose product is annotated as programmed cell death 6-interacting protein. Bases 35 to 1699 code for a protein of 554 amino acids. Gene Ontology annotation, cellular component: endosome. The record is from RefSeq and is a predicted model, not a curated record. Gene Ontology annotation, molecular function: protein binding. NCBI's taxonomy places the organism in Eukaryota, Metazoa, Arthropoda, Insecta, Lepidoptera, Cosmopterigidae. The transcript is spliced from 5 exons. Gene Ontology annotation, biological process: mitotic cytokinesis.